This is a messenger RNA of Colletotrichum lupini, 651 nucleotides long. RefSeq lists its product as uncharacterized. Bases 1 to 651 code for a protein of 216 amino acids. The transcript is spliced from 2 exons. Lineage: Eukaryota; Fungi; Ascomycota; Sordariomycetes; Glomerellales; Glomerellaceae. The record is from RefSeq and is a predicted model, not a curated record.
AUGCUCGUGAACCGGCCCGUGACGGACGCCACAGAUGCAGUCAUCCAAUGCUGUAAACAUCCGAUACGAGCCACUCUAGGGCCGACGUUCACGGAUAGACUGACGAAUGUGUCUCCGGCUCAUGAUGCUCCAUUGGCUGACGGACGAUGGCGACAGCGGAGCGUGCUAAGCCGGCUUCUCCCACUCGCCCGGCUCCUCGAACGUGGAGCCGUGAUGGGCAAAGGCAACACCAGCUCCGGCGCCAGCGGGCGCCGUCGAUGCUGGGGAGGCCGGGCGCGCGUCCCUGGUGGCUUGCAAUGGGCCAUGUGGGGUGGCAGACGCGCAAGAAUGUGGGUCUCUCUGGGGAAUGCUGAAACGCUCGAGGAUGACUUAUCGGAGGGAGGAGACAAUAGUAGUCAACACCAGACUGGCAUGGAGUGGACGGUAGCCAGAUUCCACGCAAUCGCUGACAUGUUCAUCGCGAGGGAUGUUGAGCAAGAUGAGCCGACGACAGAUGGCCCCCAAGUCAAGCGAGCGGCCUACGCCGUACAAGGCCAACUAAUUUUGGCGUCCAAGGGAGCCGGCAAGACCAUGGAACCCCCGUUCCUCCCGGCUGUGCGGACUCGACUUGCAUGCUUGCGUCUUCAGAUGAGAUUGGCGCAGGGGCAGUGA